AUGCGGCCACCCACCCACCCAAACCUGUCUACUCCAACUACUCACGCCAACGGUCGGCUCAAGGCUGUGCACGAGCGCGAGCUCGACGGCAAGUCCCUCGUGACGACGUGGAACAGAGCCACCAAGGACGACGAGGGCACCCACGAGACGAUUUGCUCGGAAGGCGUGGCGUCGGCGGAGGAGUUUGAAGGGCUGUGGAAGGACACGCCGUUUGCCAAGGCCCAGAAAGCGGGCGAGCCGCUGCCGGCGUCCGACAACACGAAGACGCUGCCGAAAGAGGACAAUCCUGCCAUCGAGCCGGCCACCCAACAGGAUGCCACCAUGUCGUAA
Molecule: messenger RNA, 330 nt
Organism: Aphanomyces invadans
Lineage: Eukaryota; Oomycota; Saprolegniomycetes; Saprolegniales; Verrucalvaceae
Exons: 2
Coding region: 1-330 (109 amino acids)
Source: RefSeq, a predicted model, not a curated record